GUAGAAGCAAUGAAACGUUUCGCUAUCUGUCUUGUUUCGCAAGUAGAGCUUUAGAAAAGCACAAGCAAAACCCGAAGCUAAAGAGAAAACCUACUCUGCCUCCGUUUCUUCUCUCUCUCAAUUUCACCAUUUAGAUCGGACCAAAGAUGUUCCUCACAAGGACCGAGUAUGACCGGGGAGUGAACACUUUCUCUCCCGAAGGCAGAUUGUUUCAGGUUGAAUAUGCUAUUGAAGCCAUUAAGCUAGGUUCAACUGCAAUUGGGUUAAAGACAAAAGAAGGUGUCGUGCUUGCAGUUGAGAAGCGUAUCACUUCACCACUGCUGGAGCCCAGUAGUGUGGAAAAAGUUAUGGAAAUUGAUGAGCAUAUUGGAUGUGCCAUGAGUGGAUUAAUUGCAGAUGCUCGUACACUUGUUGAGCAUGCACGUGUGGAAACUCAGAACCAUAGAUUCUCAUAUGGUGAGCCCAUGACAGUGGAGUCCACGACCCAAGCUCUCUGUGAUCUUGCUUUACGAUUUGGUGAAGGCGAUGAAGAAUCCAUGUCUCGUCCAUUUGGGGUGUCACUUCUCAUUGCUGGUCAUGAUGAGAAUGGUCCUAGCCUGUACUACACAGAUCCAUCUGGAACAUUUUGGCAAUGCAAUGCAAAGGCUAUUGGUUCAGGAUCAGAAGGUGCAGAUAGCUCUUUGCAAGAGCAAUACAACAAGGACCUCACACUUCAAGAGGCUGAGACAAUUGCACUUUCCAUUCUGAAGCAAGUUAUGGAAGAAAAGGUGACUCCAAACAAUGUUGAUAUUGCAAAGGUGGCUCCAACAUAUCAUUUGUAUACCCCUGCAGAGGUGGAGACGGUCAUUAGUCGUCUAUAAGAACACCAUAUCGUGUAAUUUCCUUGUAUUCCCUAAAUUGCUUGUCUUAUUAGUUGGGGAAGCGUAGGAUUGAACUCGUGCAAUUUUUUUGUCAAAUGGUGCUAUACUAUGCUACUUGAAUUGUUAGUUUUAUGACUGGAUUUCAUCUCAAUGGAACUCAAUUCUCAUUUUGUUGGACUUUAAAAA
Molecule: messenger RNA, 1046 nt
Organism: Manihot esculenta (cassava)
Lineage: Eukaryota; Viridiplantae; Streptophyta; Magnoliopsida; Malpighiales; Euphorbiaceae
Product: proteasome subunit alpha type-5
Exons: 9
Coding region: 147-860 (237 amino acids)
Biological process (GO): proteasome-mediated ubiquitin-dependent protein catabolic process
Cellular component (GO): proteasome core complex, alpha-subunit complex; proteasome core complex; nucleus
Source: RefSeq, a predicted model, not a curated record